Messenger RNA from Sphenostylis stenocarpa, 630 nucleotides. The record is from the annotation of a GenBank genome assembly. Lineage: Eukaryota; Viridiplantae; Streptophyta; Magnoliopsida; Fabales; Fabaceae.
AUGAUCGCAGGAUUCAAGGGAAAAACAUACUUUUCUGAGCAGACUGAUAAGAUGAAUGGUACAGCUGAAGGGUGUGAUGAUAUCACAGGCGCUCGAUUUACUGAUAUCCCUAACAAAAUUAGCAUUAUUUCAAGGACUAAAAGAGUUUCCCAUCCUAAAGGAAUUUCCAAGAUUCCUCAUUCUUCACGCCAAGCCACCCGCCUAGGGUGCAGUUCUGUACAGAGCUGCUCAAAGAGUGCAAUUGCAUUUACACAGCAGCAAAUGCAUGAUGCAGAAUGCCUUGCCAUGAAACUCACAAAGGAAUUGAAGUCAAUGAAGGACAUUGUGGAUGACAUGUUACGGUCUGAAUUCUGUCUAAAUACGUCUUUGAGACAUAAAGUAAAUGAGGCAAGAAUGGCUGUUAAGAAUGCCACAAGAGCUGAAGAAGCUGCAAAACGAUGCCUGGCCUUCAUGUCAAGGGAUUGCAGCCGUUUCUGUAAAAUAAUGAAAUUAUCUGAUGAUGGUUCACCUCCUCAAGAUGUAGUGCGUAAAGAGAGGAAAAAAAUAGCCUUUGCCGAUGAAGCAGGUGGAAGGCUGUGCCAGGUUAUGUUCUAUGAGGAUAAUGGGAUAUCUUUGUCAGAGUCUAAUUGA